GGAGCGCGGCCGCGCGUGAGGGACGGGCGGAGCGGGCGAGCGGCCGUGAGGGGAGAUGUCGGCUCGGGGCGGCUUCGGCGACCCCCAGCUUCUGACCCGGCGCAUCCCCUCGAAUCCCAAGUAUCAACAUAUAAAAACUCGUCUGGAUACCGGAAAUAGUUUGUCAAAAUACAUGGAAAAAUUGGAAGAGAUCAAAAGAAAUUACAGGUAUAAAAAGGAUGAGCUGUUUAAGAGGCUGAAGGUGACAACUUUUGCUCAGUUGGUUCUCCAGGUCGCCUCUCUGUCCAAUGAAACCUUAGAAGUGCCCAACGAGGAGCUGCACAAGCUGCAAGAUGCUGGUGCUGCGGGUGACGAUGCAGCGGGGACAAACGGCAAAGGGAGCCCCGAGGGGACAGCCAGCCCUGUCCUGUUCCUGAACAACCCGGGAGCCGGGGAAUCCCUUCGCUCCACGCUGCAGAGUGUGAUCAGUGGGGUUGGGGAGCUGGACGUGGAGAAGGAUUCUCCAAAGGAGGAGGACAGCCAGGCCAAGGAGAGGCCUUAUCCCGACUGCCCGUUCCUGCUGCUGGACGUGCGGGACCGCGACGCCUACGAGCAGUGCCACAUCGUGGGAGCUUAUUCCUAUCCCAUUGCAACGUUGUCUAGAACCAUGAAUCCCUAUACAAAUAAUAUUCUGGAAUAUAAAAACGCCCAUGGAAAAAUCAUCAUCGUGUACGACAACGACGAGCGCUUGGCGAGCCAGGCGGCCACCACCAUGUGCGAGAGGGGCUUCGAGAACCUCUUCAUGUUAUCUGGGGGCCGCCUUACCCGGGGUGUUUCAGGCCGCGAUUCCAAGCUCUCAUCCGUGAGGAGCAACCCCAGCCUCCCCAGCACUGCUCGCACCGUGGGAUCCCUGAGCAGCCGCUCCCACAGCAGGACCAGCAUCCAGAACAGGCCCUGGAAAUAAAGGAGUAUCCAGGUUUUGGGAAUCCUGAGCAGUGCAGCCCCUUUGUGGUUUUAGGAAUCGGCAGGGAAAAGCAGCCCUGGUGAGAAUGGGCAGCUCGGGUAAGGCUGGGCAGCUGGGAUGGUGUUUCCUAAAAGCAGGAAUGGCAUCACUUGGGGUGCAGGGCACAACAGAGGUGAUAGAACUGGUUUUGUAGGGGAGGGAGAAAACUCCUAGUAAAGGCUGGCACCAGUAGAAACUGUUCCACAAAGUUUUUAGUCCAGCUGAAGGAAUUUGUGUCCAUAAAUUCCUGGGCCGUGCCUGGAGCUAUGAGGGUGAACAGGCCACAAACCAUCUGUGAGCAUGAACUUUGGUGGUUUUAGCAGAGAUAAAGACACUCAGCAACUUGCCAAAAGUGAGAGAAGAUCCUGGAAGGGUUGUUUGUUGGGUUUUUUUAAAAUAAAUUAUGAUAAUGAACAGAAGUAUUUGUAAUAAAGAUGUUUUUUAUUGCCCAGUUGGUGCUGUGACAGUCGUGCUUGCUCAUGGACACUUUGUGAAUAGUUGUGUCUUUUUCAAGGUGAGCUGGAGGAGAAUAACUGGAAUUUUUUUUUCCCAAUGACUCCUUUGCCAGUGGUUUUUUAGGAAUUUCUUUAAGGUUUAGGGUGGCUGAAGGAAAAUUUGCUGCUGCUGCCUCACCAGGGUCCCUAAAACCCAGCAGGGCCCUGGAAUCAGAACUGAACAAGGUGAAGGUUUCCUGGAAAGUGAGUAGCACAGUGUUCCUUGAAUUGGUGCUUCUGGAUAACCUGGGAAUCCUCUGAAUUUCCUGAGCUGCCUAUGGGACACCUGGGAGGGGAUUUUGGGGGGAUUCUGCUCUCCAGAUUUUCCAUCUGGCAUUGCUGAGCCUGCUCCUGCUUUGGUUAUCAUGGUCUUGUGGGGUUUGUGUGUAUUUUUUCCCCCUUUUUGAAGCAGACAAUCUUCAACACAUCCCAAAACUCACUGGUGAUUUUGGGAUAAUUCUGGUGAAAGGACAAAAAGUAGGAGAAAUGGCAUGUAAUUUCCUGUUUGGGAGAUUAGGAGUCAACAUCCCUGAGCACAUGUGUCUUUUAUUGUGAUUGUGAGUGUGAAAUCAGACAAUGCUGGUAGCAGGACUGGCAGGUCCUGCUGCUGUGGGAGUAGAUUUUUCCAGCUCCAUGAGCUCUUGGCAGUGUCUUUGCAUUGGCUAAAAUCCUGAUUUUGGUGUCCAGCUGUGGGAGACAGAUCCAGAGUCCCUGGCUGCUCCGUGCUGCAUGAAAACCUCCUGGUGAAACUUGGAUAAAACUGGCUUGAGUUGUUUGAGAUCCUCCAAAUCCAAGGAAUCAAAGCAAGGACUGGAUGUACUUUCCCACCAUCUCAAUGGAUUUGUGUGGAUUUGGACUCUUGGUGUUGUUUGGAGCAGAGUCAA
Messenger RNA from Pyrgilauda ruficollis (rufous-necked snowfinch), 2360 nucleotides. RefSeq names its product centrosomal protein 41 (gene CEP41). Gene Ontology annotation, biological process: protein polyglutamylation; cilium assembly. Gene Ontology annotation, cellular component: ciliary basal body. The transcript is spliced from 10 exons. The record is from RefSeq and is a predicted model, not a curated record. Lineage: Eukaryota; Metazoa; Chordata; Aves; Passeriformes; Passeridae. The coding region runs from base 56 to 943 and encodes 295 amino acids.